AAUGAAGCUCCUAGCUAAAUUCAUUGAUGAUUUUCUUGCCUGUCCUUUCAGUUAUUUAUUAUGUAUAAUUUCUAUUAGUUUAUCAAUACAGUGAUUUCCAAAGGCAUUGAUUUCCACUGUAUUUAAGAGUAUCAGAGUAAAUUUGUUUUGUUAAAAACUAUAAUUUUUCUUCUACUUUAUACACUGCUUUGUAUUGGUUUUGAAUGUAAAGUCAAAAUAUGGCACCUGAUUUGAGAGUUUAAAAAGCUAUUUUCUGUUUUUGUACUUUAUUAUGUCCGUGACCAAAUCCUGGCUGUGAAUUUUUAUUUUGGCAGGCAGAAUCCGGAAGUUGCGUCAUGAGCAACUAUAUAAGAGUUCUUCGCGCUACAGCUGACUCAGUUAUCCUGUAAACAGUUGCAGCAGCGUCUGGAAGAGGAGCUUCGAGACUGGCAGCGGGACACCAUGACGAUAAACACACUACCCAACGGGACCACAGUGACAGAACUGGGUCAGUUUCUGAAAAACCCACCGGAGGGUUUCACCGUGAAGACCGUGGGCUCGGCUUACCAGGUCCAGUGCGGAGAAGAGAACCUGGUUUUCAUCGAUAAGUUUCACUCCGGGGAUUUUGAUGUAGUUUUCCAAAACUCACUAGGAAGGAAGCUUAAAAUGCACAAUUUGUGGGAGUAUACCAGCAUGAGGAAAAGUCUGCUGUCCAAGAGGAUCUAUGUGUUGGUUUCUCUCUGCGAGCAAAACAUGCUAGAAGCCAGCAAGAAGGGGCCCAUAAAGCCCAGAGUUCUGCAGGAGUACAUUCUGUCCAUCAAUGGUGGGAAUCCGAUGAUGAAGUGGCAGAUAGAGAAAGGCCUGGACUGGACCAUCUCCUCUGUGGCUGGAGAGAGCUACAGGGUGGAGAUUGACUUGAGUGAAAUUUUGCAGAGCUUGGCUGCUGAAGGCCUCAUUGCUGAGAACCUGAUGAAAUAUAAUCCAACAUGGAAGGAUGCCUCCUUCAUCCUGAAGUACUACUCUGAUGCCCUAUUUGACUUCCCUCACUGGUUCGGCCGCAGCAAAAGAUCAUUUCAGCUGAGACUGAUAAGAAACACAUGAGGGAGACUAUAAGGAUUGUAUCUGCAAAGUUUUCCAGCAUCUGUUGCUGCAUAUUUUAAAGAAAACUGAAGAGGAGUGUUCUCAUCAGUGAAUGAGAAGCCAAUCAGUUGAACUCUGCUGUUUUGUCAGGAGUUUGGUAUUUGAACUGCUGGCUUUGGAUUCAUCUGCUGGUCAGUGGGUGGAAAAGUACCAGCAAAGACUGAAAAGAAAUCUGGGAUGCCUUUGAGAUUAUAGUCAUAUUUUACAUGUAAAUAUAUAUAUAUAUUUUUUUUAAAUGUACAUGUAUAUAUUUUUUUCUCCAACUGGGUUCUGCAGUUUGUGCUGUACAGUGAUUGAACAUGUUUGGAAUAUUUUUGUUUCAUUUGGGUUUAUUUUCUUAAGGUUGUAGAAUAAUUUUAUAUGAUAAAAUGAAAUGACUUUUUACAUGCAAUUAAAGCCUUUUAAUUCUG
Molecule: messenger RNA, 1529 nt
Organism: Poecilia latipinna (sailfin molly)
Lineage: Eukaryota; Metazoa; Chordata; Actinopteri; Cyprinodontiformes; Poeciliidae
Gene: medag
Product: mesenteric estrogen dependent adipogenesis
Exons: 5
Coding region: 442-1080 (212 amino acids)
Source: RefSeq, a predicted model, not a curated record